GAAGUUAACCAACCAUGACAUGUCUUGGUACAGCAUUAAUAUAUGGAGAUUCUGUUCAGAGCUCUGUUGGCAUGUCAAAUAUUCGAAGAAUCAUAAGAGUUUGUCCCCAGUUUGAUAUUCUUUGGGAUGCAUUGUCUGGUCAAGAGCACCUCCACCUCUUUGCAAGUAUUAAGGGUUUGCCCCCUUCUUCAAUUGAAUCGGUGGCACAGGAAUCAUUAGCAGAGGUGAGACUCACUGAAUCAGCCAAAAUAAGAGCUGGUAGUUACAGUGGAGGAAUGAAACGCCGCCUUAGUGUUGCGAUUGCCCUAAUUGGUGACCCGAAGUUAGUCAUAUUGGAUGAACCGGUAUACAGAUAAGAGAAUCUUCGUUCUUCAUUAAAUUUAUUCACUUCAUCUGCUCAACAGAAAUUUUAUCAUUUUUCAAGGCACAAGGAUAAUUAUUGUUCAAUUGCCAAAAGUUAAAAUAAUUAGCAUUUUUGGCAAUAAAAUUUUCUAUUUUCCUCAUAAUUAUUUGAAUUUUUUCUUAUUGUUAACAAUUUGCCCAAACACAAAAAUCAAAAGUACAACAGUAGAUA
Camellia sinensis is the source of this 574-nucleotide messenger RNA. NCBI's taxonomy places the organism in Eukaryota, Viridiplantae, Streptophyta, Magnoliopsida, Ericales, Theaceae. The record is from RefSeq and is a predicted model, not a curated record.